Purpureocillium takamizusanense is the source of this 1178-nucleotide messenger RNA. RefSeq lists its product as uncharacterized. Lineage: Eukaryota; Fungi; Ascomycota; Sordariomycetes; Hypocreales; Ophiocordycipitaceae. The coding region runs from base 33 to 1178 and encodes 381 amino acids. The transcript has 3 exons. The record is from RefSeq and is a predicted model, not a curated record.
UCCUGCGAGCGAGAGAGAGAGAGAAAGAGAGCAUGACUUCUUUCCUCGCCAAACACAUUGUCAAACUGCGCACAUCACCCAGCCUUCAUCCGUGCUACCACACCGCCGCGAGGAAUAUGACGACCACCAACGACGAAGCCACGCGCCUCGAGGAGGCGGCGGCUCGGCUGUCGAAGCACUACCACAGUGCGGGCGCACGGACAAGCGCGGCAGAGGAGCGGGAGCGCGCGCGUACGUCGUCGGGUAGCAUGAUGGGCGGGCUGGCGGCGCCGCUGCUGGAGCAGAUGGGCCUGUUGUCGUCGUCGUCGUCGGCGGCGGCGGCGGCGGCGGUCCACGAUGUGACGGGCUCGCCGUCGCAGCCGCAGAAGCAGCCGUCGAUCCGGCUGCUGGACAGCGCGUGCGGGCCGGGCGUGUUCACGCGCGAGGUGCAGGGCGCGCUGGGGAGGACUGCGGAGGGGAGGGAGGUGCUCGCGCGGAGCCGCUUCGUGUGCGCGGAUAGCUCGCCGGGGAUGGUGGAGGCUGCGAGGAGGAGGAUGGAGGAGGAGGAGUGGGUAAAUGCUGAGGCGAGGGUUGCGGAUGCGAUGGAUACGGGGCUGCCGGAUGAUGCGUUUACACAUGUGGCCAUCACGCUCGGGUUGCAUCUGAUACCCCAGCCGGAUGCCGUUCUUGCGGACGUCAAGCGGGUGCUUCGGCACGGCGGCAUGUUCGGGGCAACCACGUUCCCGGCGUCCAACGCGGACAAGUUCUGGUUCGCGGACCUGCGGGAGGCUUUCGCGUCGAUGCCGUUCGAGGCGCCGCUGCCGGCACGGAUGCCGAUGCAGGUGCACGGGAGCGGACGGUGGUACGACGCGGGAUGGGUGGAGGAGCACCUGACGACGACGACGCAACAGCAGCAGGGGACCUUCCGCGACGUGCGGGUGAGGGUCGUGCCAGGGCGGUACCGCGUGGAGAGCCCCACGGCGUGGCUGCGCACGUUUGGCGGGAUGCUGUCGUGGGUGACGGGCGCGUGGUGGCCGGAGGAGCUGCGCGCGGAGCACGGCGAGGAGGAGGUUAGGGGGUUGGUCAGGAGGUUCCUUGAGGAAAAGUAUGGCGAUGUCGAGGAGGGGUGGGACGUGGAGUGGGAGGUGAUUUGCAUGACGGCCGUGGUGGACAAGGGACAGCAGAUGGGUGAUGCAUGA